This is a messenger RNA of Sarcophilus harrisii (Tasmanian devil), 4320 nucleotides long. RefSeq names its product transcription termination factor 2 (gene TTF2). The transcript is spliced from 23 exons. The coding region runs from base 90 to 3491 and encodes 1133 amino acids. Gene Ontology annotation, molecular function: ATP-dependent chromatin remodeler activity; zinc ion binding; ATP binding. The record is from RefSeq and is a predicted model, not a curated record. Lineage: Eukaryota; Metazoa; Chordata; Mammalia; Dasyuromorphia; Dasyuridae.
GACGCCGAGCUGCGCCGAGAAAGUGACUGCCGGCAGAGAGAGAAGGCGGGGCUUCGCAGGAGAAGGAGAGAAGUCGUUCGGACGCACCUAUGGAGCCGGUUCGGUGUCGGGAUCACGGGACCCUUUGCUUUCUGAAAACCGGAGUCCGCGAGGGCCCCAAUAAAGGCAAGAGCUUCUUCGUGUGCCGGGCGGAGUCCUGUGGCUUCGUGCAGCCCGUCGAUAUACCUGUUUCUCAUUGUUUAUUACAUGAAGAUUAUGUGGUAGAGCUUCAGGGGUUGCUUAAGCCUCAGGACAAGAAGGAAUACAGAUUGUUCUAUAGAUGCAGCCAAAGUAAAGCAGAGAAGAAACAUUGGUGUGGAAACAUCCCCUGGAAGGAGCCCAGCGCUAAAGAAGAGUUAAGCAGUAAAGCCCAGGAAGCAUCUAAUUGGCUCCAGCAUUCCAGCCAUCCAAGAAACCCUUUUAAAGUCUUAGACAAGAACCAAGAACCAUCCCUCUGGAAACAACUAAACAGUGGUGAAAAUGAGGAAAAGAGAGCUGAAAAGAAGCUGAAGGAAAAGAAAGAUCGGCUUUUGCCACAUAACAAGGAGCAGAAGUCUAUGCCAGAAUCUAGCAUACAAGAGAAAAUUCCACCCGAUGUGGUAAUAAGGAAAUCACAGGCACCAGAGAAGGGAACAGUGCUUCAGAACAAAGCAAAAGAUCACAAAAUCUCACACCCAGAAAGCUUUUCUCAGAUUAAGCCUGAUCUACCCACAGAGGAAGACUUCAGAAAACAGUCUAUUCCUCUUAAAGAGAAGAAAUCCAAGGAGGCAGGCCCCUCGAUCUCAGGUGAAUUAGCACCUAAGGGAGAAGGUGAAACUAAGCCUAGGCCUUCAGGUACUGUCAGUGUAGACACUGUUAGCCUGGCCCAGAGAGAGCAGCCUCAGAACCUUGAGGUCAAGGCUGCUCUUGGCUCCCAGGCAAAAGCCAAGAGUCACGAUCCACAAGGAGGGGCCGAUGGACCAUCAGCAUCAGCCAAAUCUCUGGGAGAAAGGAAAGGCAGCAAGGAAAACAGCGAAGUUGUUGUUUCCUCCAAACCAGAACAUUCCCCACAGGUUCAGGUGGCUGAGAAUUCUACCCAGAAAAAGAGUCUUCAGGUACCUGAGGCAAGUGAACCAAGACCAAUCCCAGAACUCACAACGACUUUGAAGAAGGCAGAGUCUUUGGACCCUGGUUCCCAGCGUUUGCAUCUCACAACACAACUGAAGCAGAAAAAGGCUACACUGGCAACAGUGAACAUUCAGGUCCUUCCAGACAAGGGUGAGAGGCUCCUCAAGCAAAUUCAAGAAGUGGAGGCUGCACUCAAAGCUCUAGACCUAGCCCCAGUGACAAGUAUAGAACAAGAGAGUAAUAAAGAAAUCAAUCUGCCAUGCAACCCAUUGACUAAAACCACUGCAGAAGCACCUUGCAUAGUGCCACCCAAACCACUGCACCUUCAGGAUUCUCACCCCUCUGGUUUUUUGGAAUUGCAUGCUCUCAAUCAGGCAUCUGUUGGGGGAUCCAGCCAGCACUCUGGAGACAAUGUCCAUUUAUAUGGGGGCCGGAUGACCCAAGAUCGCCUGCAGGCUGUGUGGAAAAUUACAAGUGAAGCCAUUGAUCAACUCCAUAAGUCUCUUGAAUCAUGUCCUGGCAAGGAGACAGUGGCAGAAGAUCCGGAUGGGUUGAAGGUCCCUUUGCUGCUACAUCAAAGGCAAGCUUUGGCAUGGUUGUUAUGGAGAGAGAAUCAAAAACCUCAUGGAGGAAUUUUAGCGGAUGACAUGGGCUUAGGCAAGACUCUGACAAUGAUCGCACUCAUUUUAUCCCAAAAAAAUCAAGAACAGAAGAAAAAGAAAGAUCAAAAGCUUGUUGUAUGCCUCUCCAGAGAUGAUUCCACUAGCUUUACAUCCCAUGGCACUCUAAUUAUUUGCCCUGCUUCUCUGAUUCAUCAUUGGAAAAAGGAAAUAGAAAAACGUGUGAGCAACAACAGGCUGAGAAUCUAUCUUUACCAUGGAUCCAAUCGAGAGCAACAUGCAAAAGUUCUCUCCAGAUAUGAUGUAGUGAUCACCACUUAUAGUCUUCUUGCCAAAGAGAUCCCUACCAGAAAAGAAGAGGGAGAUGUCCCUGCUACUGAUGCCUGUGUGGAGGACUGCACAUCACCAUUGCUUCAAAUAGUCUGGGCUCGCAUUAUCCUGGAUGAGGCUCACAAUAUUAAGAAUCCCCGAGUGCAGACCUCCAUAGCUGUAUGUAAGCUACAAGCUUGUGCCCGCUGGGCUGUCACUGGAACCCCCAUUCAGAAUAACCUGCUGGACAUGUAUUCAUUACUGAGGUUUCUCCGUUGUUCUCCAUUUGAUGAGUUCAAGCUGUGGAAGAAUCAGGUUGACAAUGGUACAGCAAAAGGAGGGGAAAGGUUAAGUAUUUUAACCAAGAGUCUUUUACUGAGAAGAACAAAAGACCAGCUGGAUUCAACUGGCAAACCUCUGGUGAUAUUGCCCCAACGUCACUUUAAGUUGCAUCGAUUGAAACUAUCAGAAGAUGAAAAGGCUGUUUAUGAUGUCCUUUUCACAAAAUCAAGAUCAACUCUGCAGUCCUACUUAAAAAGGCACACGGGUGAGAACAAGCAGUCUGGAAGGAGCCCUGCUAAUCCCUUCAGCAGAGUGACAAAGGAAUUUGAGUCUUAUGCCCCUGGGUCCAGCACCACAGCCGCCUCCCAGUGUUCGAGCACCGUCCACAUCCUGUCCCUGUUGCUGAGGCUCCGCCAGUGCUGUUGUCAUCUCUCUUUGUUAAAAUCAACUCUUGACCAGACUGAGCUGAAGAAUGAAGGCCUGUUGUUUACCCUGGAGGAGCAGCUCAGUGCAUUGACUUUGUCAGAACUCCACACCCCGGAUCCGUCUGCCACCAUCAGCCUUAAUGGCACACAAUUCAACGUGAAACUCUUUGAGGACACGAGAGAGAGUACCAAGAUCUCAAAUCUGUUAGCAGAGCUGGAGCUGAUCCAGAAAAAAACAGAAUUUCAAAAAAGUGUCAUUGUGUCUCAGUGGACCUCCAUGCUGAAAAUUGUGGCUCUGCAUCUUCAGCGACGUGGGCUGACUUAUGCCGUCAUUGAUGGCUCUGUCAAUCCCAAACAGAGGAUGGACCUUGUCGAGGCCUUCAACAGAAGCUACAGUAAGCCUCAGGUAAUGCUGAUCUCUCUCUUGGCUGGAGGCGUUGGACUGAACCUCAUUGGAGGGAACCACCUUUUUCUUCUGGAUAUGCACUGGAAUCCAGCACUUGAGGAGCAAGCUUGUGACCGAAUUUACCGAGUUGGACAGAAAAAUGAUGUUGUCAUACACAGGUUUGUCUGCGAGGACACAGUGGAAGAGAAGAUCUCAUACCUGCAAUCCAGGAAGAAGGAUUUAGCCACACAAGUUCUGUCUGGAUCUGGCGAAUCCUUUACCAACCUCACCCUUGCUGACCUCAAAAUCCUAUUUGGCGUUUAAUUUUUCUAUCCAAGACAAAUCUGAACAACCUCUCUGGGGGAAUAUUCAGAUGCAUCUGCACUGAAUCCAUCGGUUCUUCUCUGAAGUGGAUCAUAGUUUACAAUACAUCAUGAUUCCUUUGGAGUUGUAGAGGAUCUUUGUAUUGGUCAAAGUGGUUCAAGUCUUUCACAACUGGUUGUUUACAGAUUAUUCUUCUGGUUCUUUUCACUUCACUUUCCAUCACUUCAUAUAAGUGUUCUUAGGUUUUCCUGAAACCUUCCCCUUCAUCAUUUCUUCCCUUCUGUGACCUCGUGAGGGGAGAGAAGUUAGGCAUAUCGAUUCUGUUUCUGCCCCUUCCCUGCUCAAUCAGCCCCUUUUUUCAUCUCACUCCCAUAGCCCCAGAAAGUGACAGUCAUGCUCUCUCAGAAAAACUGAGGAUGGAGCAUUUGUUUGUAAAUCAGUAUGAACACUCUGGGUAGGAAAAGGAGUUUAGAAACCCAAAGGGACAUUCUAUGUUUAGAAAAAAGGAGCUGUAGGGCUGGGAGGUUAUGGCUUCUAACAACCUUCACAGAACUGUGCAUCGUGUUGUAUAAAGCACUUAGCCAAAUCCUCAGGAAACCAUCUGUUACAAUGGGACUGGGUAACCCAGUUAAUCUCUGGAGACACCACUUCAUUUUGGCAUUUUCCUACCAGAGAAGUUUGUCCCAUAGACCUUCUUUCCUUCCUGGCAGGAGCCUCUCAGAGAAAGUCUACCAGGCAACUUUCCAAUUAAAUCAUCCUCCUAUUAUUUCAAUAACUUGGGGUUUUUAUUGGUAUUCAAAUUAUAAUAAACUCUGUGAAGUGCCUGGCA